UAGUCUCGUCAGUAGUUUGGAGUUGUUUCCGGCAACAUCGAAAUAGCAACGUUAACGUUAUCUAGUUAAGCUAGGCUUGUAAGGCAAUUAAAAAUCAAAUAUAGGCGAUUUAUUUCUUUCGAAGGAUUAAUAUCGUAUUUGGUAUUGAUACAGGGGUUACGAUAUGUUAGAGAGUCAUGCGUGAUGUCUUUUUGUUGUGUGAUUGGCAUUCUUGUUCAGCAAACGACAGGGAGAUUAGCAAGAUGAAAAGCUUUAGCGUGCCACACUGUUGCUAGGCAACAGAAAUCACCACUGGAUGUCUGAGGGAUAUACAGUAGGCACCAUGUUGGUCCCCAUAUUUACUCUGAAGCUGAACCACAAGAUUAACCCUCACAUGGUGACUAUUGGGAAAUUUGAUGGAGUCCACCCAUGCCUAACUGCAGCUACACAGGCUGGAAAGGUUUUUAUCCACAACCCUCAUGCUCGUGGUCAGAGACCUGUGGCCCACCGACUGAGCCAGAGCACCCAGGACUCUGACAUCUCACUGCUCAACAUCAACCAGGCAGUCACUUGUCUGACGGCAGGAAAUCUUGGACCAGACACCACUGGGGACACAUUGUUAGUGGGAUCCCAAACCAACCUGCUGGCCUAUGAUGUCCACGACAAUGCUGAUGUAUUCUACAGAGAGGUGACCGAUGGGGCCAAUGCUAUCGUUUUGGGGAAACUUGGGGACAUUGCUUCUCCUCUUGCCAUCAUUGGAGGGAAUUGUGCCUUGCAAGGCUUUGACUAUGAGGGAAACGACCACUUUUGGACAGUAACUGGAGAUAAUGUCAGAUCUCUAGUGCUUUGUGACUUCACUGGGGAUGGGAAAAAUGAGCUCCUGGUAGGAUCUGAGGACUUUGACAUCCGAGUGUUCAAAGAGGAUGAGCUUGUGUCUGAGAUGACUGAAAAUGAGACAGUAACAUCAUUGUGCCAUAUGCAUGGCAGCAGGUUUGGCUAUGCCCUGGCUAAUGGCACUGUUGGGGUCUAUGACCGCAACGCCCGCUACUGGAGGAUCAAGUCUAAGAAUCAUGCAAUGAGCAUCCAUGCCUUUGACCUGAAUGCUGAUGGGGUUGUGGAGCUUAUCACUGGAUGGUCCAAUGGAAAGAUUGAUGCUCGUAGCGACCGCACAGGCGAGGUCAUUUUUAAAGACAACCUCUCCUCUUCUAUAGCAGGAGUGGUGGAGGGAGACUACAGGUUGGAUGGACAGAAACAACUCAUCUGCACCUCUAUAGAGGGAGAGGUCCGUGGUUACCUGCCAGCCAGUAAGGACCUAAAAGGGAAUCUCAUGGACUCCAGUGCUGAACAGGACCUCAUUAGAGAGCUCAGCCAACGCAGACAGAAUCUGCUGCUUGAAUUGCGGAACUAUGAAGAGAAUGCCAAGGGUGUGUCAGAGACUAACAGUGGGAUGGGUGUAAUACCAGCCAACACUCAGGUCCAGACAGCACUAUCAGUGAGACCUGCUACAGAGGUCCAGAAGGCUCAUGUAGAGCUCAGCAUUUCAACACCAAAUGAAACAAUUAUCCGUGCAGUGCUCAUCUUCGCAGAGGGAAUAUUUGAGGGUGAGAGCCAUGUUGUCCACCCCAGUGCCCAGAACCUGUCAGGCUGUGUCCAAGUCCCCAUCGUCCCGCCAAAAGACAUACCAGUGGAUCUGCACAUUAAAGCUUUUGUUGGAGGGAAAACUAGCACACAGUUCCAUGUGUUUGAAAUCACUCGGCAGCUGCCUCGUUUCUCCUUGUAUGACAUCAAUUUUGACUCGUCAGCUGCACCGCCCACUGGAAGGGUCACCUUCAGCAUCAAUGACCGACCACAGCGGGUGGUGAUGUGGCUGAACCAGAACUUCCUGCUUCCAGAGGGAGUAGAGAGUCCUGAUGUCACUUUUAAUUCACUAAGAGGAGGGGGACUAUUGUCCAUUAGCAUGGCCAGCAAUGGACAGAUAACUCUGAAAACCGAUGACAUUGACCUGGCCGGAGAUCUGGUCCAAUCAUUGGCCUCCUUCCUGGCAAUAGAGGACCUGUCAGCAGAAGCAGAUUUCCCUGGAUACUUUGAGGAGCUACGCACUACGCUCACUGAGGUGGAUGAGUUCCACUCUGUCCAUCAGAAGUUAACUGCAGCUAUGGCCGACCACUCCAACUACAUCAGGAACAUGCUUGUGCAAGCAGAGGAUGCUCGUCUUAUGGGUGACAUGACAACUAUGAAGAAGCGUUACAGAGAGCUGUAUGAUCUAAACAGGGAUCUUAUCAAUGAGUAUAAGAUUCGCUCAAACAACCACAAUGCCCUACUGGCCUGCCUCAAGUCUGUCAACCAGGCAAUACAGCGGGCUGGUAGACUCCGAGUGGGGAAGCCCAAGAACCAAGUAGUCUCUGCCUGCCGAGAUGCCAUCAAAAGCAAUAACGUCAACUCACUCUUCAGGAUCAUGAGAGCUGGCACUGCAUCCUCCUGAGGGUCGAAGGAGGGCGGGACGCAGGAAUGGGCCAAUAGAUUGAAAUAGAGAGGGUUGCUCAUAAACACAGCUGAUGAGUACUGUAAUAGUGAACUUCAUCUGUGUCAAGCAUGGCACCAGCAAGGAGUGAGCCUAGGCCAAGAAAUAUGUGUGGACUUAAAAGCAGAACACACUAUGACUCUGGAAUGGGCACACUGUUGUAGCCUUAAUCCAUCUUUUCCAUUACUUAGUUUUAAUCAACAACCUGGCAACAACACAGGCACCACCUCCUUGAAACUUGAAAUUCUGUGAGCUCAGAAAUAAAAAUGCUGACUACAGGCUUAACUCACUGGGAAAGUCGUCAUCCAUCUCAGUCUAGCUCUGUGGCUGUUUUGGAGGAGCUGAUUUUGUGCAGUCCAGCUUUGCGAGACGAGUCAAAAUUAGUUUGAGAUCAGCAAGUAGGAGUGAAACAGCUGUUGUUUCAUAGAGUUCAGCUGUAGCAAAACAGGAGGUCGAGACUUUUCGCCAAACCGUUCCUCAAAAGCAACGAAACAAAUAGUCUGCGUUCAGUGAUGCUUUAGAAUAAUUAAUUAUACUUCAUUGAUCUAAAAGGUUCAUAUUGCUGCUGUCCAAAAUUAUUGCAAUAAAAACAUUUUUUUCAUCAGUUACACACACACAUAUACUAUCUGGUUUGAGUGUACCUCUGGUUGGAUUUUAAUGUGGAAGCUAGAAUUAGUGUGUAUAAAAACAGUGAGGCCAGUUCUCUUUAUAAAACAGCAGCCAAUCAUUUUAGUCUCCUUUUAUAAUUUAUUGGAUAUCUUCAUCUGUUUAAUGGUAUGAUUGUAACUUUCAAACUGCAGAACAGAUUUUAAGCAUCCAUAACUUUAGCAAAGGUACAGCUAAGUUUCCAUAAACGCAACAAGUCAUGUAGGCUGGAUAUUUAUGAAAGACAUCGUAGGCAUCUGGAAAUUGGUUUCAAGUUUUCAUAGUAUUUAUUUAUUAGGGUAAUGUUACUCACUACUCACAGUUGCUUUACAGUGGCAGCCACUUAGCAGCUGUGGAGCAGUUGAGGGUUUAGUGCUUUGCUCAAGGACACUUCAUCUUUAAUUCAUGGUGUUUUCAGUCACUGGACUUUGUUGUGUAUUUUAAAAGUAUCUUAUGAACUUCUUGGAUACAGGAAUGUUGUUCUACAACAUAUUUGUGAUCUCUUCUUAGUAAAAUAAAGAGUGGUAAGAUAUUCCUUAGACAGAAAAUAGCAGCGAAUCAAGAUGAAAAGAAAUGUGAAUUUAUAGUGUAUAUAUACUUAUGGACCGUUAGGCUGGUCAUUGGAACACUCACUAUGCAGUCCAAAGAGGUGUUGAUGCAAAUAAAGGAGGCCAUUAUUUAUCAUUAGGCUGAAAAAACAAAACUAACCUAUCA
Messenger RNA from Xiphias gladius (swordfish), 3859 nucleotides. RefSeq names its product Bardet-Biedl syndrome 2 (gene bbs2). Gene Ontology annotation, molecular function: protein binding. The coding region runs from base 296 to 2461 and encodes 721 amino acids. Gene Ontology annotation, biological process: non-motile cilium assembly. The transcript has 18 exons. Lineage: Eukaryota; Metazoa; Chordata; Actinopteri; Istiophoriformes; Xiphiidae. Gene Ontology annotation, cellular component: ciliary basal body; membrane; neuron projection. The record is from RefSeq and is a predicted model, not a curated record.